UGGCCGAUAGGCUUCCGAGAUAGCACCGGAAGUACGGUGCUCGGAAGGGUCCGACUUAGGAGGACUCGCGUCGUCCUCGUUGUCACCGGGCCUGGAGGAGUCGGGUAGGAGUCGGAGGCGCAGGGGACUUGAGUUUAUGGUCACGCCAGCGUCCUGACCGCCGGCAGGCCCCUUUUCUGUGCCCUCGUUGACUCAGUUGCGGUGUGAGUCGUGGGCGAGCCGCUCUCAGCGUCCAACCUGGAGAACGAGGUCGUUCGGGCAGCGCCCGUGGGAGACGAGGGCCAGAGAAACAGUCCCAGGUCUGAACUGGCCAUCCAAGAAACUCAGGAGGAGGAGCUGACAGUCUCUGCAUCCCUCACCCCCCUGGGACAGGACCCAGCAUGUCUCAGGCCACCAAGAGGAAGCAUGUGGUGAAGGAGGUGCUGGGGGAGCACAUGGUGCCCUCUGACCAGCAGCAGAUCGUGAGGGUACUCAGGACCCCAGGGAACAAUCUGCAUGAAGUGGAGACAGCCCAAGGGCAGCGCUUCUUGGUGAGCAUGCCCUCCAAAUACCGUAAGAACAUCUGGAUCAAGAGAGGGGACUUUCUCAUUGUUGACCCCAUUGAAGAGGGAGAAAAAGUGAAGGCCGAGAUCUCCUUUGUGCUGUGCAAAGACCAUGUGCGCUCUCUGCAGAAGGAAGGGCUCUGGCCUGAGGCCUUCUCAGAAGUGGCCGAGAAACACAACAACAGGCAUAGACAGACUCAGCCAGAACUCCCAGCGGAGCCGCAGUCAUCAGGAGAAGAGUCCAGCUCUGAAGACGAUUCUGACCUCUUUGUUAACACCAACCGCAGACAGUAUCACGAGAGCGAGGAGGAGAGUGAAGAGGAGGAGGCGGCCUGAGUCCCCGGACCCACUUCUCUUGCUCAGAGACGAGUUCUUGGCUCCUCUGAGCUUGGACAUUCUCAGGGUGUUCUGCAGACCUUCCCCCCCUGGGAUGGGGGACAAGACAGGGCCCCUCUCUGAACUGACCUUCUGCUCGAGGAGAAUUAAACCCCUGGUGGGUGAUGA
Molecule: messenger RNA, 1046 nt
Organism: Zalophus californianus (California sea lion)
Lineage: Eukaryota; Metazoa; Chordata; Mammalia; Carnivora; Otariidae
Gene: EIF1AD
Product: eukaryotic translation initiation factor 1A domain containing
Exons: 6
Coding region: 381-878 (165 amino acids)
Biological process (GO): translational initiation
Cellular component (GO): nucleus
Molecular function (GO): translation initiation factor activity; RNA binding
Source: RefSeq, a predicted model, not a curated record